Molecule: messenger RNA, 1422 nt
Organism: Symbiodinium sp. CCMP2592
Lineage: Eukaryota; Dinophyceae; Suessiales; Symbiodiniaceae
Source: the annotation of a GenBank genome assembly
AUGUUAGCAUGGUGUGCAGCAUUCAGGGCGAAACUUCACGAAGUGGACGGUUUACAAGUGCGAGAAGUUGCAAGAGUGGGCGAGGGAGGGUUUUCUUGUAUAUGGCGAGUCGACUUGAUAUCAGAUCGUGGGCCGGCUGAUGAGAAUCUCCCACGGACCAUGGCCCUGAAGAAGACAAUUUGUCAGGACGAAGAACGUCUCGAAUUCGCCCGCAGUGAAGUCGCAGUGCUGCGACGUGCGACCCAGGAGGGCCACGGGCGGCCAGGGCAAGAGUUCUUGGUGCGCUACUUCUCGCAUCAGGAGCUGUCUGGUCAAGGUCGAGGAGGUGCCGAGGUUCAACUUCUGAUGGAAUGGUGCGAUGCUGGAAACUUGCUUGACCGAAUAUUGCAUGGCGAGCCAAGCGGAGCUGCGCGCUGCCCGAACAUGGCUGAGGUGGAAACGAAGAGCAUCGUGCGGCAAGCUGCAGCCGGACUUUCGUUUUUGCACGGCCUUGGGAUUGUCCACUACGACUUGAAACCGGAGAAUAUCCUCUUCCACAACAGCCAGCUUCGCCUUUGCGACUUCGGCUCAGCGAGUGAUCGACAGUGGCCCGAAUUCAGCAAGGAAACGCCACGCCACAUCGUGCGAGAGGUGGACCUGUUCUUCACACAGCGGACAACGCCCAUGUUUCGGCCACCAGAGUUGGCGGACCCGGACCUCGUUCGCUUUCCCAUCACCAGCAAGGCCGACCUGUUCAUGCUUGGUUUGUCUUUGUUCCAGGCGGGCAUUGCGCGUGUUUUGGAUUUAGUUCUAGCAGAUUCGGCACGUGAGAACUACUGCGCGAUGUGGCAGAUGAUUUGUGGCGAUCGGAAAGAGGAUGCCCUGCAGAUGCGAUGGGUUUUGAUGGACCUGAGCCCAGACGAGCUGGACAUGGCCAAGAGGGGAGAGGCCAGGAAGCUGACCUAUCAUCUCCUCAUGAAGAAUGCCGAGGCAGCGUCAGCACUGCAGCCCUCGCCGGCCUCUGCAGCAUUACGCGCCGCCGCGGAAGCGGCAAUGCGUCGGGAGAAGCUGGAAGCGGCCGUGAAAGAGAAGGUCGACGAGGAAAGAGCAGAGCUCAACAGAAAGAUUGCGGCAGAAGCGGCGCAGCGCCGGCGGCUCUUCGCCGAGCUACGACAGAUUCGACCUGCUCCUACACCUGUUCAGCAUCCGCGUGCAGCUGUGAGGAUGCAGUUUCGAACGCAGUCGGCGAGCAAGCUCGGCGCAAGCCCGGCUUUUAUGAUGGGCCUUGCGCCGAAUGAGCUCGCAAGCGCCCACAUGGGACGACCACAGUCAGCCGACCUCCGUCAGCUUUUAGACACACGGAGUCCGAUCCUGCUUCUAGCGCUUGAGGAGCUGGUGGAGAAAGAGCUGACUGGCUUCAUCCAGUCGAGUUCCGAAUGCUGA